GAUGGUAUGGGAAAUGGAAGGACUCCUCCCCUCCCUCUGCGGAGUUGUGCUCCUCUCUCCUGUCCUCUCGCUCCCUCCGUUUUCCGCCAGCUCGCCCUGACAGCCGACACUGGCGCAGAGGUUCAGUCCAAACAAACCUUAUUUUUAUAGCACCGGAGGAAAAUUCACACGCUCGCUUUUCGUCCAUCCGCAUCCGGUGCCGGCGGAGCGGCCUCGUCUAGAAUGGGGAACCGAGACGAUGAAUACGACUUCUUGUUCAAAGUUGUGCUAAUUGGGGACUCUGGUGUAGGAAAGAGUAACUUGCUGUCGCGAUUUACAAGGAACGAGUUCAACCUAGAGAGCAAGAGCACGAUUGGAGUGGAGUUUGCCACACGCAGCAUUCAGGUAGAUGGAAAGACAAUUAAGGCUCAAAUCUGGGACACAGCAGGACAGGAGCGCUACAGAGCCAUCACAUCAGCAUAUUACAGAGGGGCGGUGGGGGCGCUCUUAGUGUAUGACAUAGCCAAGCACCUGACCUAUGAAAAUGUGGAACGUUGGCUGAAGGAGCUGAGGGACCAUGCAGACAACAACAUUGUUAUCAUGCUGGUUGGCAACAAGAGUGACCUACGACACCUCAGGGCCGUGCCCACAGAUGAGGCGCGGGCUUUUGCAGAGAAGAACAAUCUCUCCUUCAUAGAAACAUCAGCUUUGGACUCAACAAAUGUUGAAGAAGCUUUCAAGAAUAUCCUUACAGAAAUCUACCGGAUCGUAUCACAGAAACAAAUUGCUGAGCGGUCCGCCCAUGAUGACUCUCCAGGAAACAAUGUGGUGGACAUCAGCGUACCACCAACUACGGAUGGCCAGAGGGGGAGCAGACUGCAGUGCUGUCAGAACCUGUAACCCAGGAUCCUGUCUCUCCUGGUUGAUUAUUGGUUGAAAUCCAGUGUUGGUAUGCUUCUGUCUGCCUGGGGUGAAUCUGCACUUCUUAGAUCAACAGAAUCAGUUAAGCCACAAAAGAUCAAUACAGGAAGUAUUUGAAUUGAUUUUCCUGUUGUAAUCUGAUCCAGGAUGGCUACAUUCUUGUGCAAAAACAGGACUGAUGGUACAGUAAGUAGAUACCAGGUAUUUGUGAUAGCAGAGCAGCCUUGCCUGAGAUCUUUAAGCAUAGACCUCUCCUUUGUAGAUGGUUAUUGUCACAAGUAGAAGCCGUGGGUUUGUCAGUUUCAUUACUACCAGCAGUCCUGUUUUUGGGCUACCUUCUUUAUUGUUCAGUCUUCAUCUCAAAAGUGGUUGUGAUGCUGCUGAUUUUCAUUUUGUGUAAAAAAAACAAACUGGGGGGGGUUGUUUGGUUUGAUAGCUUGUCUGCUCACAUACAUUAUAUUAAUGCCAUGAAAUUAAAUUUUACAAUAUUAUGCCA
Thalassophryne amazonica is the source of this 1396-nucleotide messenger RNA. Its product is annotated as ras-related protein Rab-11B. Gene Ontology annotation, cellular component: recycling endosome. Lineage: Eukaryota; Metazoa; Chordata; Actinopteri; Batrachoidiformes; Batrachoididae. Bases 223 to 879 code for a protein of 218 amino acids. The transcript has 5 exons. Gene Ontology annotation, molecular function: GTP binding; GTPase activity. Gene Ontology annotation, biological process: constitutive secretory pathway; regulated exocytosis. The record is from RefSeq and is a predicted model, not a curated record.